GUCACAUGACAUAACUCCGCUGGUUAGCUAGCGAGCUAACAUGCUAGCUCCGAGCUGUCAACAGACGGGAGAAGCAUAAACUCCCCGCUCCGAGGCCAACAACUAGUCCAAAAAGUCGUAACAUAUUUUACGUCUUCCAGCCCUGCUUUGUGGCAGUCAUGUGGAGCAGGCUAAGCUAACGGUUGCUAGAAAGGGACUCGUCUUCUUCCCCGACUCACUGUCUUCAAGAUAUCGAGUCAUUAUAAUUUCCGCCCCGAUAAGUCACCGGGGAUUUGGCAUCCUCGAGGCUCAUCAGGCAAAAGCAAGUCCUGCAUCAGCGCCGGGAAAUCGACAGACGGAGGCUUGUGUGUGUGUGUGUGUGUGUGUGUGUGUGUGUGUGUGUGUGUGUGUGUGGACUCUCCUGGGCAGGAUGGAUAGACGAUAAAUAAGACAUCAACUCCAGAGGUACACGUUGAUUUCGUAAUGACAAGCUGCUGUGCAGAAGAUGUCCACGCUGUCUGUGACUGAUAUCCCAGAUGUUGGUCAUGAUGAGAGUAAGGUGUUUGUCGGGGCCUCUGAGCUGCAGCUGGACUGCAUGGUUGAGGAGAGCGGCAGAAGCAACGCAAUGAAGCCCGGCGGCCUGCUGUCGCUGGCUGACCUCUCCCAGCCAGAUGACUUCCCCGCCCCCCCACACAACGGCCUGCCGCUGACCGACAUGAGCAGCCCUCUGCCGGUGGAGCCGAGCGACAUUAAGCCGGAUCCUUCAGCGGGGGACACGCCUGCCAGCUCAGAUGGUCAGCCAGUGAAGAGAAAGAAGGGCCCCGCGCCCAAGAUGCUGGGCAACGAGGUGUGCAGCGUGUGCGGCGACAAGGCCUCCGGCUUCCAUUACAACGUGUUGAGCUGCGAGGGCUGCAAGGGCUUCUUCCGACGCAGCGUCAUCAAGAGCGCCCAGUACAACUGCAAGAACAACGGCCGCUGCGAGAUGGACAUGUACAUGCGGCGCAAGUGCCAGCAGUGCCGCCUGCGCAAGUGUCGGGAGGCGGGAAUGCUGGAGCAGUGUGUGCUCUCGGAGGAACAAAUCAGACGGAAGAAGAUGAAGAAGCAGCACGAGGACGAGACGGCCCGCACGUCCACGGUGGUCACGCCGACGCCACCGCAGGAAACGGUCACACUGGAUCCGCAGCAGCAGGAGAUGAUUGAGAAGCUGGUGGCCAUGCAGAAGCAAUGCAACAAGAGGUCUUUCCUUGACCGACCGAAGGUGACGCCGUGGCCGCAGAGUCAGGACCCGCAGAACCGAGAGGUGCGUCAGCAGCGGUUCGCCCACUUCACCGAGCUCGCCAUCAUGUCGGUCCAGGAGAUCGUGGACUUCGCGAAGCAGCUUCCUGGUUUCCUGGAGCUCACCAGGGAGGACCAGAUAGCGCUGCUGAAGACGUCAACCAUUGAGAUUAUGCUGCUCGAGACAUCUCGUCGGUACAACCCUGCUAUUGAUAGCAUCACGUUCCUGAAGGAUUUCAGCUAUAAUAAGGAGGAUUUCGCCAAAGCAGGGCUUCAGUUUGAGUUCAUCAACCCCAUCUUUGAGUUCUCUAAAGGAAUGAACGACCUGCAUCUGGACGAGGCAGAAUACGCCCUGCUCAUCGCCAUCAACAUCUUCUCCGCAGAUCGGCCAAACGUGCAGGAUCACGACCUGGUGGAGCGGCUGCAGCAGCCCUACGUGGACGCGCUUCGCUCUUACAUCAUGAUAAAGAGACCAAAUGAUCAUCUGAUGUUUCCCCGCAUGCUGAUGAAGCUGGUGAGCCUCCGCACGCUGAGCAGCGUCCACUCAGAGCAGGUCUUUGCCCUCCGCCUCCAGGACAAGAAGCUCCCCCCGCUGCUCUCUGAAAUCUGGGACGUCAACGAGUGACUGCGGACCCCCGAUGUCACAAACAAACACUUUCUUUGAAGCCCGAGACGGACACGGCAUCCAGCAGGGGACACUGACUCCUCCCUGCCCGUGUGCUCAGGAGACGGUUAGAGCAGUGAGAUUGUUUUGGUUUUUUUCUCUCGUGGUGGUGGUAGGAGGAGGAUGAGGAGGAGGAUGAGGAGGAUGAGGCGGAUGAGGCAGCACCGUCACCCCUUUGCUCUCAAACAGACUGCUAAAUGUUUUGUUGUGUUCACGAGGAGAAACAUGAACACCUUAGUUGUCUUUGAGCCUUUUUCGUUGUUCUUACUUUUGAGUAGAUGCUGACAUGAUUAUGGCGAAUUAUUAAAAACCAGCAUGAGGCUCUUUAGCCAGUUUUUCUUUGAUUUUCAUACGUCUUGAAAAGUCGAUUUCUAGAGCAGUUCUAUACGCGUCCUCUUAACGUUUAUAAUCUGAGCUCCAACGUCAGGAUCAAAGCUGCACAUUCGGUUGAAAUAGUGAGGUGUGUUUUUUGUUCGGUUUUUUUUUUUGCAGUCGUGCAAUAGGUGGAGAUGGAUGCAGAGUUACGUAUGAGCAGACACACACACACACACACACACACACACACACACACACACACACACACACACGGUGCUGUUCACUUUAUUGAUGUUGGGGUAAAGCGGUAGGCCAUCUGGUUGGUAUUGUGCAUUGUGAUAUGGCAACAAAUAGCCUGUGUUCCUGUUAGGAGUAGGUGCAGAAAUGAAAAAGGUUGGUGUAGUCGCUCAGGUAAAGUAAUGUGAAGUAGACCUCGGGGAGUUAGAGGCUUCUUUAAUACCUAUAAGAAUACUUUGAGUUUUUCUUCCCACUUCAUAAGAGGCCCUUUUGGUCAUUUCUAGACGCCAGUUAACUUUCAUGUAAAGUGUAUAUUUAUUUUCACAAGACAAACUGUAGAACACACACACACACACACACACACACACACACACACACACACACAGAUUGUACAAUCACAUACUCAACGCAGGAGAAAGUAAAACUCUGCAGACUGUGCCCUCGUUAAAAGGAAACUAACGAUGUGACUAAACCUUUAUUUUACACACAGCACUGGUACCUUUUUUUUAAAAAUCAGAGGUACUAACGUAUCUUAAAAUUCCAUGUAAAGAAUAAACGUUAGAGGAAGUCAAAGUACCAUCUCUGUCACCCUCCUUUUUAAAACGAAUAAGAAAUCCUUCCUGACAAAGAUGUAUUUAUAAAUCAUAAAUAGAAAGAAUCUCCUUAUUUGUAAUUAACGUGUAUGAGAGAUGUACUUUUUGUUCAUUUCAUCACAAAGCAGUUCAGUUGUUUUUUCAUAUUUUGAUUUGUCGUUUUAUCACUUCAGCAUUUGAAGGUGUGAGAAAUGUAUAAAGCAACACGCGUAUAGCUCGAACAGGAUGUAGCAGAUGUGACAGCCUUUUAUUUUUGAUAAUAAACCGUGUGAAUGACACGGAGGGGAAAUGUAUAGCUGAAUAUCCGGAGGGAAACCGUCUCUAUCUGAAGGUCGACAACCGUCUGAGUAUCUAAACUGGACACCAACAGCUUUAACAGAUUUAGGAAAGCCUCGUUAAGAAAAGAAAUGUACCAAAAUCUCUAUUAACAGGAAGUAGAGAACAGCCAAUGAGUAGAAACAUUCAAAUGUUUGAAGUUAUAAUCAACUUUAUAACGACAAAGAUUUCGGUGUUUUUACUCAUGCUGUGUUUUCGAUGCUUUCUCCUGUGCAGUGUAAACUUGAAAUGCAUAACGGAUGAUAAAAGAAAUGUCAACGCAAACUCAGAAUUGUGAAGUUUAUUUAUUUUUAGGGCUGAAAACCAGACGACAAAAAUGUUAAUUACCAGGUGAUACCAUUAGAGUUGCAUUACCAAUUCAAAUGCAGUCUUCUCUGUCAUAACACAGCUUUUACGUUAAAAUCAAGCAUUGUACAUUUUUUUUUUUUUACCAUUUGCAGGUACAAUUUAAUUCAGAAUGUUUCAUUUGACAGCCAACCUGUUAAAGCAAACCAGGAACAUUUAUUGAAAUACGAAUAUGCACGACUUUCAGUAACGCAGGAUCAAGGGUCGUCUUUCUCAGUUAUGACAGCCAGGCAUUGUUUUGAUUUGAUCCGAAUUUAAUUGUGUUUUGAUCAUUUGAAUUUCAAUCGUAGACUUGUGUUGUCUUCUUUUUUUUUUUCUCUUCAUCCAGUAAUAUAUCUGCAUUACAUAUUAUGUUUGUUGGAUUUAACGACCUGUUGCGGAUCUCAAAAAUGGUCUUAUUAAUUUUUUUUAUUUGACUUUCAAUCCCAUCCUUUAACAGAUCUUAUACUUUAGCACUUACUAAUGCAACUCUAAUAACAGUAAAAGCAUAAAUUGUUGAGUCAACAGUUACCGCCGCGGUUGUGUUUUGCCAUUCGAUGCUUUUACGAUUUAUGAAAUAGAUUUGUGAUUUUCUUUAUUUUAUUUUUUUUAAUGCUUCCUUGUGCAUCAAAUUUCAGUGAGCUCCACCUAUUGGUCGGUUGAAUGAUCACAAACAAAUGGAUGUUUUUCUUUCCUCAUUCUUUAUCGUACAGCGUUCAGAGAAACAAUAGUAACCGGAGCGUUUUUCCUUCCUCUUGCUCAACAGCUGCUUAGACAAAAAAAAAAAAAAAAAAAAAAAAAAAAAACUUGGCAAAAGGCUUCUUUUUAGCAUUCUUCCUGCUACCGAACUGGAAACAAGUUAUAAAAAGGCAACACGAGGAGCUUAAGUUGAAUUCCCGUCUUUAGCUGUGUGACAAAAGUUGACAGACUUAAAUAUCAAGCUUGAUAUUAGAAAACAAAAUAACGAAGAGUUUCCACUCAUUUUCUGACCGUGUAAUGUAUCGAGCCGCUUUGCCUUCCACCCUUCAAAAUUGAAUUCAAUUUUUUCACACUGAAUAGAUGUUUUUUUUUUUGUUUUCUUGCAUUCUUCUAACCCUUUAGUGAUAUGUUUCAUGGUUUUCUUUUUCCCAAGUUGAACAAUAUUAAAAGACGGCAGAAUAAUCAGAGUGUGGAGCAUUUUUAAACCAUACAAGUGGGUUUUUUUCAAUUCUUUUGGGGUUCUUUUGAAAUGAAAUGUGUGUUUUUUUUGGUUUGUUGUUUGCAGGUUUUCUCCAACCAAACGCUAACAGUUUAAAAAAGUAACUUCUGUAUUAUUGGGUUGAAUUUUCCACCAUGUCCUAAUUAAAUCCCAAAUCUACUGACAGAUAAAUUACUGCGCUGUACUCUGAUCAAACGAGCAAAAAAACCCCACCUCUUUCUUUCUUAUUGUUCAUGUUCUGUAUCAAAGGUUAAUCGUGCUGUAUAUACUGUAAUUGUCAUGUGAUCUCAUCUACUCUUCCGUCUUCAAAGGGUGACACUGUAAACAUUGUUGAUGUAUAGAAAUGCAAACCUAUUUUAAUACUCGUGACUCAUGAAGACCUUCUGUUUUGUAUGUACAGUAUAAAUUAAAGCUAUGCUGUAGUGCU
Anoplopoma fimbria (sablefish) is the source of this 5348-nucleotide messenger RNA. It is a transcript of the gene nr1h3, whose product is annotated as nuclear receptor subfamily 1, group H, member 3. NCBI's taxonomy places the organism in Eukaryota, Metazoa, Chordata, Actinopteri, Perciformes, Anoplopomatidae. Gene Ontology annotation, molecular function: nuclear receptor activity; zinc ion binding; RNA polymerase II cis-regulatory region sequence-specific DNA binding. The record is from RefSeq and is a predicted model, not a curated record. Gene Ontology annotation, biological process: negative regulation of transcription by RNA polymerase II; lipid metabolic process; positive regulation of transcription by RNA polymerase II. The transcript has 11 exons. The coding region runs from base 485 to 1879 and encodes 464 amino acids.